UCUCUCUUAUCUAGGCGGCCAUGCUUUCAAAUUUCCAUUCUCUCGUUCCCUGCAGUUCUCAUCAUCUUUAAAAUUAGGGUUAGGGUUUCUAUUGCUUCUCAGCAGCACUGUCUCCCUUUCGUAUUGCGAUUCGCCUUUUGAAUUGGGGUUUGGGCUUAUCAUCCUCUUGCUUCCUGCUUGUUGUUCUCGGGAGCCAUUGAAGAUUAGGUUGUGGCUUGGCUCUGGUGUUGUGUUUCCUGUCUCUUCUGCUGCUUGAGGUUUAUGUGGUUCGUUUACGGGCGGUUUUAGGGUUAGGCUCGGGGUUUCUUCUUCUCUCGUUCAUUGCAUGUACUUGCAGGCCAUUGAAGAGUGGAAGUGAAGGUUGGAUUUGGUGUUUCAUUCUUUUAUUUUAAAAAAAAAACUUAUUCUGCAGUUUUCACCUUCAUGUACAAGUGGUUCUAGGGUUAGGGUUAAUUUUUGGGGGUUUUUGUUCUUGAUGGGCAAGGUCUUUGUGGAAUGGGAAGAGCGCCUUGUGUCGAAUGACAAGGGGAGGCGUGUUGUCCAUUAUUAUCUAAAGGACAGAAAUGGAGUUCCAGAUCUAGCAGUUAUUGGAGAAGAGAAGAGCUUAAGGCAUAUGUUUUAUAGGGUGCCUGAUCAGUUCCUGAGACAUGUGCAGUUUUCUGAGUUUAUGGAUUCUACAUCUCUGAGAUGGAGGUCAAGAAGAGAGGUUGUGGAUUGGUUAUCUUCUUUCCUUGCGGUGUCUUCGGAUGGAGGCCAAGAGACCAAAGCAGGACAAGAGAUCAAAGAUUCUGUUUCUUUUCAAUCUUCUCCAAUGCAUUCUAGAUUUGUUGAUGAUGAGGAUGGCUCCCCUGAUAGAAUUCCAUCAACAAAGGGUAUAUCUUCGAGGAAACUGAGACACAAUUCUCAAGAUUUUGCGUGGUUAGGUACUCCUUGGACUUGCAGGAAGCGUCUCCGGCAUUAUGUUUCGUUUUCCAGGAAUGGAGUUACCAUUUCUGUGAAUGAGUUUGUAUAUGUUAUGGUGGAAGAUAAUGAGAGACACGUCGCAUAUGUUGAAGACAUGUAUGAUGAUUCCAGAGGGAGAAAGAAGGUUUUAGUUCGUUGGUUUAACAAGAUUAAUGAGGUUGGUAAUGUCUUGCCUUCCAAUUUUAAUGACAGAGAGAUUUUCUGCACUCCCUGUCUUCAAGUUCUGAGUGUUGAAUGCGUAGAUGGUUUGGCAACUGUCCUCAGUCCCCUACACUUUGACAAGUACGUGAAAGAGGCAAGAAGCACACGUUGGCAACCGUACUUGUGUCAUAGAGAGAUUGACAAUGAUGACAUCAAGCCAUAUAACAUAACCCAACUCCAGGGUUAUUGGAACCAGAAAAUACUUAGUUACAUGUACACUUCCACCCAAAAUGACUACUCAAACCAUUUACCCAGUCCUAGCUUGAGUAAUGAUGAGGCAGAUCUAUUGGAUGGCCAUCAUAAUAAGAUACAGAAAAACCACAUUGAAUCCCUGAGGUUUAAUUAUGGGGAUGUCCAUUUACGCGUUGAUGGAAAUGCUAAAGGUACAUCAAUGGAGAUCCAUAAUUUUGGUGGCUCUAAUCCUUUUGCUUAUACUCAAUCAGCUGUGUCUUUGCCAAAAUUUGAGGAAGAAAGACAACAACAGCUCUCUGCCAAUUGUCCCAUUGAAGUGCUAUCACAGGAUAGUGGGAUAAGGGGGUGUUGGUUUAGAGGUGUAGUUUUAAAGAAGCGCAAGGAUAAAAUGAAGAUUCGAUACCUAGACCUUCAAAAUGCAGAGGAAACUGGUAGUUUAGAGGAAUGGGUUCUUGCUUCGAGGGUGGCAUCUCCCGACAGAUUGGGUCUUCGCCUAUGUGGGAGGCAUAUGGUUAGACCCUCUCCUGCACCGAACAAUAGAUGCACAGACAUUGAUAUAGGCUCUUUUGUGGAUGCAUGGUGGCAUGAUGGCUGGUGGGAAGGGCUUGUUAUUCACAUGGAAUCUCAGGAUCUUAUCCAUGUAUAUUUCCCAGGUGAACAAAAGACCUCAGUAUUUGGUUCCGACAAAUUGCGAUCCUCUCAGGAAUGGGUCAAUAAUAAAUGGAUUGCCAUAAAGAACAGGCGUGAUCUUGCAGUGACUCUUUUUUCAAGGCUUGAUGGUCAAAAUAUAGGAAUAACUUUCAAGAGCUCCCAAGUGUUGGAUUUUGAGAGAUUGCACGAAUCCACAUGCCCGGAUGGCUUUAAUCCAUCUAUGGCCUCAGUGGAAGAGAAGGCCUCAAAUAAAAGCCCAAAUCUUAGAGAGGGGUUGUCUUCUUUGGGGGCAUUGAGCAAACCAUUGGCUGAUGGCAAGAGUGAGAAAGUAGCUGGGGUAGUGAACCUCGCUCGAGACAAUUCGCUUGCUUCUCUCCGAUGGAACAGGUCAAGGAAGAGAAGCCGGCUUAGAGAGAGUAUUGUUUCUCUUUCUAAUAAAAGGCAUUCUAGUGGUAGUAGUAGUAGAAGCAGCAGCAGUGAAGAGGAAGAUUUGGGUAGUUUCGAACAUGGUUUCUUGAUCCCAAAAGUGAUGAAACGAGACAGAGAGAAUUGCAAGUCGGGCUUUGGUGCUACAUUGCCUCACCUUCCAAAUUUGGUUAUGUCAAGCUAACCACUGCUUUUGUUUUUGCGCUCAUCCUCUUCAUCAUGCAUGGAUGCUUGUAUUAUACCAAGGUAACUUCUGGGUUAGUGCGAUUGAAGGUGACCUUCCUCAUACCUUUCUGUGAAUAUUUGGGUUUGGUAGGUUUCCUAGGUUCGCCUGCUUCAUGGCUUGUGAUGAAGCAAAAUGAUCAAAGCCAUUUCUUGGGGCUACUGCCAAUUAGGAGAUUCCCUGUAAUUUGUUUUUCGCUUUUGUGUUUCUUUCUCGCCAUGUUUCUUAAUGUAAGAAGAAAUUUUGAGUAAUGUGAUGGGAGACUGUUCAGUCUCACCUUUGAUUCU
This is a messenger RNA of Amborella trichopoda, 2943 nucleotides long. RefSeq names its product Agenet and bromo-adjacent homology (BAH) domain-containing protein. The record is from RefSeq and is a predicted model, not a curated record. Gene Ontology annotation, molecular function: chromatin binding. Lineage: Eukaryota; Viridiplantae; Streptophyta; Magnoliopsida; Amborellales; Amborellaceae.